Messenger RNA from Aspergillus campestris IBT 28561, 4758 nucleotides. Its product is annotated as mediator of RNA polymerase II transcription subunit 12. The transcript has 4 exons. The record is from RefSeq and is a predicted model, not a curated record. Gene Ontology annotation, cellular component: mediator complex. Gene Ontology annotation, molecular function: transcription coregulator activity. Gene Ontology annotation, biological process: regulation of transcription by RNA polymerase II. Lineage: Eukaryota; Fungi; Ascomycota; Eurotiomycetes; Eurotiales; Aspergillaceae. Bases 1 to 4758 code for a protein of 1585 amino acids.
AUGAUCCCCCAUCCCACUGCCGGCGUCCCCUCGUGGGGUCCUCCCCCCCGUGCCUAUAACCCCAGCGGCGCCAGACGUCCACCCGAUCUCUCUCACCCCCAGUCGGAGAUGUCCACGUCCAUGCCACAGCCGCUCCCCAGGCAGCCGGCAGUGAUCGAUCUCACCGCAAAUGUCGGGGAUACACAGGAGAGAGAACCGCCGGCGAAACGGCCGAGGCUGGACCUGCCCGUCGCCGCCUCCUCCGUGGGCGACCGGAGCCCGUUCCCGGGGAGUGCUGGAGAGGCAAGGAUCACCCCGGGCGUGGGGAGCGCCAAACCGCCGUCCUUCGCCUUGCGGGGGCGGCCGGUGUGGUCCUUCCAGGCCUUGGUGUCCGAAGCUCCCGGUGCGGGUGAUGCCCGGGAGGGUGAUGCGGCGGCCGUCGCACAACGCGGGAAACGUGCAGAGCCCCCCCCGUUUCCUGUGCUGCCGUGGCAAGGUCCCCCUCCAUCUUCGCUGGAGUCUGCUGGCGCGAAAUCGCGAGACAGCUCCCCGUCAACGGUGGUGCAGACAACCCCUUAUCACAUCGAAGUUCCGCCCAGUGCGCCGGUGCUCAAAGGGGACCGAAUCGCGGACUUUUCGCCUUGGACCGGAAACCACCCGGAAGACGUCCUGAACGAGCAGACGGCGAAACAAGGCCACUAUGAUCGGACGCAAGUGUCCCAGAACGAGUCCAACACCGCUCGGCCCUCCCUCUACGCGCAAUUGAAACACCGCUCGGGCUUGCAUAUGCUCUCUGCCGUCUUUACGGCCGCGCUGGAGAAGCGUCAAAACCACAACACCGUCGCGAACCCCUCCACCUUCAAACCACCACCCCGCGUCACCCUCACGGAUAAUAAGCGCGAAGUCUGGCUGCGCGACCUGGCUAAUUCAUCGGUCCCGUUGCGCCGGUUGAGCCGGACCAUCCCUCACGGGAUCCGGGGCAAGGUGCUCCUGGACCAGUGUUUGAGCAAAUGGAUCCCUGUCAGCCGCGCCGUGUGGCUGGCCAAGUGUGUCGGUGCCAACGAAAUCCGUGCGUUCAAGAGAAAGGGGACGAGUGGAACGUUGGCGGUCGGGUUGGAGGCCAAAUGGGUUCGUGACUGGACCGCAACCGUCCAACAGUUCCUGGAGGGCGUGGUCGCUGCCUGUGGAUCUGCGGAUUGGAGGAGGAAGAUGACAUAUGCUGUCAGCUUGACUGCGCGCCUGUUCUUUGAGCGACUGCUUGACCAUGACCAGUAUCUCGGGUGGUUCUUGACGUCCUUGGAGGUUGCGCCCCUGAAUACCGUCCCUGCUUGGCUUUUGAUGCUUGGUAUUUACUGGGACAGUAUCCUACGGUAUAGGAAGCGUGCACGACGAUUGACCGAGUCGCUACUGGCAAAGCUGCAUCCGAUCUCCGAGCUCGACCGCACGGCUCCUCUCCGACCCCUGGCCGAUCGCCUGUCUUUCUUCGUCAAGCGACUCAUCCUCGAACAUACCUCCUCUGUCGUACUGCUGGACUCCUGGGACAAGUAUAAGGACCUCAUCUCAUCUUGUUUGGAUUUCAACGACAAUGUCCACAAAGCAGUAUUCCAGACUCUCGCCGAACGCAACCUGCGUAUACAGUCGCCCAAGAGCCAACACGGGCUGGGGCAGCAAUCGUCUCAGCAGCGUUUGAUACAUCUCUUGGAUUCCAUCAACGCUACCCAUGAUAUCUCGGCGACCUCCGCCGCGUGCUUGGAUGCCAUUGACGAUAGAGGCGUCGUGGUUUCGAAGCUUCUCGAGUGGACCGCUACCUCGUUCCGCUACGGUAUCUGCCGUGUCUACACCGCUGUUCGUCUCUUGCGGAAAUGGAAAGCGUCCGGAGUCGAUAUCGACUCGCACAUCUUAGACUUUCUCAACGGCGACCGAGACUCUGACUCGUUAAACAUGGGCAACAUCUACCACGUCAUUUCGGAGCUCGUCAGGUCCCAGACUUUCUCGGUGGGGCGGUAUCUGCAAUGGUUGAUGGCCAAAGGUGUUGCAGCAGAUCAUUCAGAGCCCGGCCAGCCCCAGCAGUCGGAAGCGCUCGGACUCUUGCUGCAGCUUCCUACGGGCCGGCUCCCAGAGCAUGUCCGCAACCUCCGCAACACGCUCUUGACACGGGCUGGGAUUUCGGCAUCCCAAGAGGAAUCGACAAUCGCCAGUCUGAAGGCAUCCGUCGCCGAACAGCUCCCCGACGUUUUCGAAGCUCAAAUGCUGGGUGUCACAAUGGCCGACAUGUCACCAAACGAUCUGACGUGGGCGGUCAAGUCCGAAAUUGGUCAGUGGAUGCGACGAGGUGUGACUGGGUACGCCCGUGAGAGCCAUCGGAAAAUUCCCGGGGCUUCUUGGGCCUCGGAGGCUCGAGUUUGCGCCCUAAAUCCCGACCAGUUUUAUCGUGUGCGGAGCAUCCUGGAGAGCUUUGAAGAUCUUUCGAUGCUUGCAGACGUGCUGAAGCAGGCUAGCAACUCCGAGGAUAGUGUGGUUCUGGCCUCUGCUGCCGACACCGUCAGCUAUCAUUUCAGUUCCUUGAGCGCAAUUGGUGCGGUGGCAGACCUUUUCAAAGGCCUGGUCGAAUCAUACUCCUGCUUGAAGCGACUUGGACCGCCGAAUCUGGAUCUGGUAUUUUCGCUCAUUGAGCUGGGCCUCCAGAUGCCCCACGAGCAUAACACCGUUGCCCUCCUCCGGCAAGAUCUCUGUCGGAUAGAAAACCGGUCGGCAUUGACGGCGCCGUCGCCCCUCUCGGACCACGCCCCCUUGGCUUUCAACCCAAUGGACUCCGCUCUCCAGGAGAAGCUCGACCAGCUUCUUGGACCCAACGGCGGUAUUGACGAAUCCACGAUGGACACCAUCUUCAGCUCACUCACGAAGAUCCUCGGGUCCGUCGAUGGACAACCCAGGCUGUCGGCGAAUGACGCCUGCCGAUAUCUCGCGCAGUUGAGGCUAUUCCGCCCCAAGCACUUUGACGGCAUGCUCGUGCGCUGGAUCUGCUCGCUCUUGAGGUCACCCACACGGCCCGCACUCUCCCAGAUCCUACCACCUCUGAUCGGCGUGGGAUGUGUCACUAUCCAGGCCUUUGUGUUUUUGGUGAAACGGAUCUUGCAGUCCGAAAAGGUCGCCACGGCGUUCCCCAACCUUGCGGAUUUGAGGAUCGAUCUUCUUGAGCUCCUCAUCCCGUCCGAUUCGUUCGAACCAAACAGCCAUCCGGAUCUAGUCACGUACCGCUUCCACCUGGCACAGCGAGAGUUUAUUGCCAAGCACCCCCGGGAAACUUUCGAUAUCGUUCGCGAUGCCAUUUCCCUGAUCAACUCUCACCAUGGCCAAGUUAACCCCCGACGAGCGGACCUUACCAGCUGCGCGAUGAGCCUAGUUCACAUCCUCCUUACCCAGGACCCUGAACGGGCUGUGAAAUACUGCAUGGAGAAGUUUGUCGACCAUCCGUCCUCCACGGGCGUACUGCAACAGGCUCUUGAUCAUCUUCUGGGGUUCGAUUCUGAACCUGACCGACCGGCCGAGAAGGUCGUCGAGAUGAAUGACGACUUCUCUCUGCCGUUUUGCCAGCUGAAGCUCCAGAUGAUGUUCAACGCGGAGCCGGGCAACAGUGCGAACAAUGGCAUCGUCGAUUCCAUGUUCAGUGCAGCCGUGGCGGACUCUCGUGCGAACCGCUCUCACUGGGUUGGUCUCGUUAGUCUGAUGAGUCUCGAUGCCGUGCGGCAGAUCCGUGAACGCGCCGAAAAGGCUUUCUUCGCUAUCCCCAUGUUCGAGGAGCCUGCUCAUGACUCUACAACGGAUCGAACGAGUUCACCAGACAUCGCCAAACUCUAUCUUACCAUUAUCGAGAAGCUGGCCUUCAGUGUUCCUGAGACCGGGGUACCGUUUGUCGCUCCUAUUAUCGUGGAGAAGAUGGACCUUCUGCUCCAUCGGCUCGUCGUCAUGCAGAAUAACUUCCUCAGUAGCGCCGCCAACAAGCAGGGCAGCGCUUCCGAGCAGAUGGCUCGCGCCCGAGCUAAUUUUGAGCGGACCCUCGCCUUCUGGUUCUCUGCCUUGCUGAAGAUCGUGGUCAUCCAUCGGAAUUCCUUCGUGCCGUCUUCCCUGACUGCGCGGCCCACCAUCAUCCAGGAGCAGUCUCGCCUCUUGAUCUCCAUCUUCUGCAUCUCGCUUGCACGUCUGCCUGACAACGUGCUGCGUCUUUUCCCCGCCGCCGACUACUUCCCCCACCCCGUCUUGUCGGAAAAGGACCGCCCAUGCCCUGGGAUCCUGCUGCAGACGCACGCGCUGGACGUCGCAGCGUCCCUAAUCGACAUGUUCCCAGACGAGGCGCGGCAGGGCUGCGCACGCUUCCUCAAGGAAAAAUGCCCGCCAUUUAUCCAGGUCCAAGCCAAUCCCCGGGUCCCGUAUCUCCUCGGGCCGGUCCCGGACGUCGCUGCGAACGCCCCUCAACCGGCGUCCCUCUCGUCGCCGUCGCCUGUAGCCAGUGGGUCAACGCCUACCCCAAUCCCCUCAAACAGCUUUACCCCCGGCCCAGCGGCGCCGCAACACCAGAUCCCGGCGGCGAGUAUACCGCCUGGCCUAUCGGAAGGCGCCAACUACAUUGCCGGACAGCUUCGCCUGCAGUACCGCGGCCGGGUGGUGGGCCCCUAUCCAGUCCGUCCGUGGGAACUCCUCGAAGACGCAGCUCCUAUCGUCGGGGUGAAUGAUACGGCGAUUAACCUGAAACAUUUCGAUGCCCGCCGAGUCCGGGCUUGA